Messenger RNA from Chelmon rostratus (copperband butterflyfish), 1320 nucleotides. RefSeq names its product inorganic pyrophosphatase 1b (gene ppa1b). The transcript has 11 exons. NCBI's taxonomy places the organism in Eukaryota, Metazoa, Chordata, Actinopteri, Chaetodontiformes, Chaetodontidae. Gene Ontology annotation, cellular component: cytoplasm. Bases 95 to 970 code for a protein of 291 amino acids. The record is from RefSeq and is a predicted model, not a curated record. Gene Ontology annotation, biological process: phosphate-containing compound metabolic process. Gene Ontology annotation, molecular function: magnesium ion binding; inorganic diphosphate phosphatase activity.
GUGUCCCCCUGCGUGCGAUAUCCAGCUCGUACAUUUCCUUCCGCCGCCAUCCUCCAAUCUAGAACCAGACAGCAACACAACCCUGCAGUAAAACAUGAGCUUCGCAGUGGAAGAGAGGGGGAACCCGAACUCCCUGAGCUACCGCUUGUUCUUCAAAAAUGCUGAAGGAAAGUACGUCUCACCAUUCCAUGACAUACCAGCAUAUGCUGAUGAGAGUCAGAACAUCUUUCACAUGGUUGUUGAAGUACCAAGAUGGACAAAUGCAAAGAUGGAGAUUGCGACAAAAGACCUGUUGAACCCAAUAAAGCAAGAUGUGAAGAAGGGCAAGCUGCGAUAUGUCGCCAAUGUUUUCCCACAUAAGGGCUACAUAUGGAACUAUGGAGCCAUUCCUCAGACAUGGGAAGAUCCCUCACACAAAGAUAAAGACACCGACUGCUGUGGUGACAAUGACCCCAUUGACGUCUGCGAAAUUGGCAGCAAGGUGUGUUCCCGUGGGGAGGUUAUCAAAGUGAAGGUGCUCGGGAUCCUGGCCAUGAUCGAUGAGGGUGAGACCGAUUGGAAAGUGAUUGCAAUCAAUGUCGAGGACCCUGAAGCCAAAGACUUGAACAACAUCAGUGAUGUGCGGCGCUUGAAACCUGGUUAUCUGGAGGCCACGGUCGACUGGUUCAGGAGGUACAAAGUGCCAGAUGGGAAACCAGAGAACCGCUUCGCUUUCAACGAGGAGUUCAAGGACAAGGACUUUGCCAUUGAAGUAAUCAAGAGCACCCACAACUUCUGGAAGGACCUCAUUUCCCAAAAGACCAAGGCUGGUGACCUGAACUGCAAAAACACAUGUGUGUCGGCCGGUGACAGCCCUUUCUGCUGCUCGGCAGAUGAGGCUACAGCUGCUGUUGGUGAAACAUGUCCAUGUGGAGAAGCAGAAAGUAUCCCCUCAUCAGUAGAUCAAUGGUUCUACUAUGAGAAGAAGUAAUCCAGACGCCAGUUGGAUUGGAGCGGAGUGAAAGGCUCAUCUCUCAGGGAUACUUGAAGAUGGUCUUGCGUUAGGAACCACUGGGAUUACAACAUGGAUGGCUUGGUCUGGGUUGGCUGUUUCAAAGUCAAAGUCUGUAGAUGUUUGCCUGUAGAUGGAGAGAUAAUGUUACGUAUUUUAGAGAACGAUCAAAACAACUAUCAUGUCUUGACCAAUGAAUUUUCACUUACUUAACGAAGAUCGUGUUGGAGAUGUGCUGUCAUAAACAAAGUACAGGUAGAUUGCUCAGUAGAUAACUGACCUGUAUGAGACUCUGAACUGCUUUAAUAAAGCUUCUCGAGUUAAAUUAU